Molecule: messenger RNA, 333 nt
Organism: Knipowitschia caucasica
Lineage: Eukaryota; Metazoa; Chordata; Actinopteri; Gobiiformes; Gobiidae
Source: the annotation of a GenBank genome assembly
AUGUCAGGGCAGGAGACCAGUCCCAGUCUGAGCUGGACUCUAGACCUGAGGACCAGUCCCAGUCUGAGCUGGACUCUAGACCUGAGGACCAGUCCCAGUCUGACUCUAGACCUGAGGACCAGUCCCAGUCUGACCUGGACUCUAGACCUGAGGACCAGUCCCAGUCUGACCUGGACUGUAGACCUGAGGACCAGUCCCAGUCUGACCUGGACUGUAGACCUGAGGACCAGUCCCAGUCUGACACUAGACCUGAGGACAGUUCAGUUUAAAACAGGGCGUUAUGGAGGAAUAAGAACCCAUUAUUCCAAGAAAAACACACAGUUCCUACAGUAG